Cladophialophora bantiana CBS 173.52 is the source of this 1710-nucleotide messenger RNA. RefSeq lists its product as uncharacterized. NCBI's taxonomy places the organism in Eukaryota, Fungi, Ascomycota, Eurotiomycetes, Chaetothyriales, Herpotrichiellaceae. The coding region runs from base 1 to 1710 and encodes 569 amino acids. The transcript has a single exon. The record is from RefSeq and is a predicted model, not a curated record.
AUGUCUACAGUUGACGCCUUCCAACACCGUCCGCUCGAUUUGACAGAGCCUGGGGUACGGGUAUUAGAUCUCUUACCGCUACAAGCUGAUGGCGCCAUCAGGUGCAGACUACGCCACGAUGUGCUUGGCCCUAGUUUACAAUUCUCUGCUGUAUCAUAUGAGUGGGGGAGCCUCGUGUCAGGAAAGCAUGAGAUUUACAUCGAUGACAUGAGUUUCGAGGUUCCCCACAACCUCCUCCUGUUUUUGACGGCGCUCCUCCAUAUCUACUCCAUUGAUGGAUACAAAAGCCUCUGGAUCGAUGCUAUUUGUAUUGAUCAACUGAAUAUUGAAGAGAAGAACCACCAAGUGCAGCAAAUGAAGAACAUAUAUCAGAUGGCCACCAAUGUUUUAGUCUGGCUCGGACCUUCAGAUGACAAAAUUGACCGGCUGUUCGAUUUUCUGCAAGACCUGUGCAUUCCGAACUCAGCAGAAAAUGCUGCCCGGUCAGUCGCACAGUUGACCCUGGAGCAAUGGAAACAUUACCAAGACAAAGUUUUUGGUGCAGGAGUCCCUGUGUGGGAGGCUUGUGAGGCAUUGUCUAAGCGCACUUACUGGAGCAGGACGUGGAUUCUACAGGAGAUAUUACUUGCAAAGCAGCCAUUGAUUUUCUGCGGCGGCAAUAAGGUACCGUGGCAAGCGUGGGCCAUCCUACUUGACACACUAGACAAAAAUCCCGUCGAGUUUGUCAAAAUCUGGGCACCGGAGAUCUGGGGAUCGCCCGCCAUGUCUGUUUCUCGGGAAUGGUUCGCAUUGAUUGAUGAGGGCCCGCGCGAGAAUUUAAUUCAGCUGACUACGGCAUUCAGAAAGAGCGAAUGUUCGAUUUUACAAGACAAAGUUUAUGGCCUACUUGGACUGCUCUCGGGUGGAUCUAAAUUAAUUGUCGACUACGAUCGUGAGAUUGAAGACUUACUCCUCGAUCUGUUAGAAAUAACAACAUCUGACACCACCAUUUCGGAUGUUGAAAACUUGCUGGAAAUGUUCGAGAUCAACAACUUGUCCUCCAUCCAAAUGGCGCUGGAUUGCGUCUACACCGGAAAGUGCCCGAUUGCUCAAAUAUCCGGUUGGUUGAAAAUCGGUGCGACAUUAAAAGGCACAGAUGCAAUGGAAGAUAUUUCAUCCCGAGCGCACUCGAGACAGCUUCGGUGGUGCAACCAGCUGGAAAGUCAACAACUGAUCUGGAGAUUCAAGAGCCCCUCCGAAUUAGAGAGAUGGAAUUCUGGAAGGUUGGAGGACCUGCAACCCCGGUUUCCGAAGCCCAAUCUCUUGACCCACGCACGUGAGGGUAAGGUGAUGAAAUGUCAAUGCCCUCGGUGUUGUGCCAAGCUCAACACAAGUACUGUUGGUUCAAGACUCUUUAAGGUGCUCUCUGCCUUGUCAUACAAAGAUACGGCCCGAGAUCUCGAGGGAUAUCCGGCAGCACUGCUCUAUCGCAGGCUUUCUGGCAAAGAGACAUACUUCGCAACGCUAGUCAACGUGCGGGAAACCUCGAUCAUGCUCUUAUUUUACGAUCCUGUCUCCGUGGAAGAAAUCCAACCCGCCAGAUCUGCAACAGGAUCCCUGGCGAGAACAUUCAACCUGAUAGCUCAUCAACACUCGCCCCUCUCGCUGGAAUCAGCCUCUCCCCUUGCUGAAUGUAGGACAAUUCAAUUGGCAAAAGCGGGCAGGAUUUGA